GGGCGCGCGGGGGGCGGGCGGGAGCGGGAGCCGGAGGGAGCGGCGGGCGCCUCCGCCUCUGGGAGCCGCGGCCCGCGCCCCGCGCCCCGCGCCGCCCGCAGCCUCCGGGUCCGCAGCCCGGGAGCGGGCUCGGCGCUAUAAAUAGCAGGUCGCCGCUCGGCUCGGCGCACACGUAUCCCGGGAACCGAACGCCGGAAAGAAAGUCGGGCUCCAAGAGUCUGCUGCUGCUGCUGCUGCCGCCCCCCACUCCGCCUGCGGGAGAGAACCCAAAGAAAUGGUGUUACCUGGCAAGAGAUCUGCACUCUCUUAUGAAAAAUCAGACCAAGAGCUCUGAAGUCAGCAAAGCAAUAUCGAAGAGCGGAGCUGUUUGAGGAAUACAAGAGAGCAGAAUUUUAAAGUGGGAUAUUAGGUCUUUAGUGUGAAGAUACGUCGGUACUAAACCAGGAAACAUUGGUAGUGACAUUUGGACACGAAACAUUGGAAAACUAAAAAAAAUAAGCAACUGUGAAGGUGAUCAUGGAAAUCAAAGAGGAAGGCACGUCAGAAGAAGGCCAGCACUUCCUUCCCACACCCCAGGCAAAUGAGAGUGGGGACUUCCACCUGACAAGUAUUCAGAAGACGCCAAAUGAACCACAGUUGGAAUUCAUCCUUGCUUGCAAGGAUUUGGUGUCUCCAGUCCGUGAUCGGAAGCUGAAUACCCUGGUGCAGAUCUCCGUAAUCCACCCCUCGGAGCAGGGGCUGACAAGAUACUCCAGCACGGAAAUUGUGGAGGGAACAAGAGACCCACUGUUUUUGACGGGUGUCACUUUCCCAUCUGAGUAUCCCAUCUAUGAGGAGACCAAAAUAAAACUCACCGUCUAUGAUGUCAAGGAUAAGUCUCACGAUACUGUUCGAACCAGUGUCCUGCCUGAACAUAAGGAUACCCUGCCGGAGACUGGGCGGAGUUUCCUGGGCUAUGCCAGUUUUAAAGUGGGGGAGCUACUGAGAUCAAAGGAGCAACUGUUAGCACUGAGCCUGAGAACUUCAGAUGGUGGCAAAGUUGUUGGCACCAUAGAAGUCAGUGUCGUGAAGAUGGGGGAGAUUGAGGAUGGGGAAGCCGACCACAUCACGGCAGAUGUGCAGGGACAAAAGUGUGCACUUGUAUGUGAAUGUUCAGCACCAGAGAAUUUGAGUGGAAAAGACAACUUACCUUUUCUGAAUGCAGUGUUAAAGAACCCGGUGUGUAAAUUAUAUAGAUUUCCCACAUCUGACAAUAAGUGGAUGCGAAUCCGGGAGCAGAUGUCAGAGAGCAUACUUUCUUUUCAUAUUCCUAAGGAAUUGAUCUCUCUUCACAUAAAAGAAGAUUUGUGUAGGAACCAGGAGCUAAAAGAACUUGGUGAACUCUCUCCUCAUUGGGACAAUCUACGGAAAAAUGUCCUCACUCACUGUGAUCAAAUGGUCAAUAUGUACCAAGAUAUUCUGACAGAACUCAGCAAGGAAACAGGGUCCUCUUUCAAAUCAAGCAGCAGCAAAGGAGAGAAAACAUUAGAAUUUGUUCCAAUAAAUCUACACCUGCAGAGGAUGCACGUACACAGCCCUCACCUGAAAGAUGCCCUCUAUGAUGUUAUCACUGUGGGAGCCCCAGCUGCCCAUUUUCAGGGAUUUAAGAAUGGUGGUCUUCGGAAACUACUCCACAGAUUUGAAACGGAAAGAAGAAAUACUGGUUACCAGUUUAUUUACUAUUCACCUGAAAACACAGCCAAAGCAAAGGAAGUUCUCAGCAACAUCAAUCAACUACAACCUCUGAUAGCAACCCAUGCUGAUCUACUGCUUGAUUCUGCAAGCCAGCAUUCUCCAGACAGCUUGAAGAAUUCUUUAAAGAUGCUUUCAGAAAAAACAGAGCUUUUUGUUCAUGCUUUUAAGGAUCAGCUGGUCAGAAGCGCUCUCUUAGCACUUUACACUGCCAGGCCAGGAGGCAUCCUUAAAAAGCCACCCUCGCCCAAGAGCAGCACAGAGGAGAGCAGUCCCCAGGAUCUACCCCCGCCAAUGAGAAGGCAGGACUCCAUACCCCAUCAUUCGGACUACGAUGAGGAAGAGUGGGAUAGGGUGUGGGCCAACGUGGGGAAAAGCCUGAACUGCAUUAUUGCUAUGGUGGACAAACUGAUUGGAAGUGAUGGUGGUAGUGAAGACAGCGGUGACAGCAGAGAUGGAGAACAGGACCUUUCUGUCGUGGACUCCAUUAAAACUCGUCCAAGGGAGGACUGGUAUGAACAGUUGUACCCCCUCAUCCUUACCUUGAAGGACAGCAUGGGGGAAGUGGUGAACCGAGCCAAGCAAUCCCUGACCUUCGUGCUCCUUCAGGAACUUGCCUACAGCUUGCCUCAGUGUCUGAUGCUGACUCUGAGAAGGGACAUCGUCUUCAGCCAAGCACUUGCUGGAUUGGUCUGUGGUUUUAUCAUCAAAUUACACACAAGUCUGCAUGACCCUGGCUUCCUACAGCAGCUUCACACGGUGGGAUUGAUAGUACAAUAUGAAGGACUGCUAAGUACAUACAGUGAUGAAAUCGGAAUGCUGGAGGACAUGGCUGUUGGCAUUUCAGAUUUGAAGAAAGUUGCAUUUAAAAUAAUUGAAGCCAAAUCCAAUGAUGUCUUGCCAGUUAUAACGGGGAGACGUGAGCAUUACGUGGUGGAGGUGAAGCUUCCAGCCAGGCUGUUUGAGGCUCUACCUUUGCAGAUUAAAGAAGGGCAGUUACUUCAUGUGCAUCCUGUACUUUUUAAUGUCGGAAUCAAUGAACAGCAAACUCUUGCUGAGAGGUUUGGAGAUGUUUCUUUGCAAGAAAGUAUUAAUCAGGAAAAUUUUGAACUUCUAAAAGAAUAUUACACGAUAUUUAUGGAAAAGAUGCCUCCUGAUUACAUUUCACAUUUUCAUGAACAAAAUGAUUUAAAAGGAUUACUAGAAAAUCUCCAUCAAAAUAUCCAAGCCAAAAAGAGGAAGAAUGUAGAAAUCAUGUGGCUAGCUGCAACGAUUUGUCGUAAACUAAAUGGUAUUCGUUUCACCUGCUGUAAAAGUGCCAAAGACAGGACAUCGAUGUCAGUGACACUUGAGCAGUGCUCCAUCCUGAGAGACGAGCACCAGCUGCACAAGGACUUCUUCAUCCGCGCACUGGACUGCAUGAGAAGCAGACAAACCCAGGGAGCCCUGAAUGAAUCCGAUGAUCCUGAAACAGGCUGUCUAUCUGAUAACAAGCCAACUUCUCGACACUUCUAUCCUGUCGCCUUGCUGCUUGUCAGCUCACACCUGCUAGUCGUGUGGCUUAUUUUAAGUCUCGCAUUAUUAUUAGCCAAAUACCAAUAACUUUUACUGUUGUGUUCCUUCCUUUUCUACAAAUUAUAAUGGACUUUAAAUUAUGGGAACAAUGCUGUAAUAUUUCUACAUUUUAAGAUCCAGAGAAUUUAAAACAGAUGUUUGAAUUGUGUUUCCUUUGUUGUUGUUUUUUCCUAAAAUCUAAAAGAAGUACUAUGCAUUAAGUGAAUUAUUUUGCUCUUUUGUUCAUGGAGAAGUGUUUCCCUCUGUUCACUCGCCCAAGAAGAAUUUUUAAAUUACUGUCUUUGGAAUAAGACAAAGAACAGAAUCCUGAAAGCUUGAAGGUCUACACCUCCUGUUCCUCUUCCCGUUAAACGUAUCAAAGAAAUUAAGACUGAAUUUGCACAACACACUGAAACUCUGAGACAAGUCCUAGACAUGUGGGAGGUUCCAGAUGUUAUUUCCACUGUGCUAAAACCAUUGCUGUCAGCUGGCAGAACCUUCUGUUUGGUUUCUUAACCUGUUCGUUUUGUCAUUUCUUUGCUGCCAUUAACCCCCUUCUGUCAAGUAACCCUAUGAAGAGAAUGGCUAUUUCUGUUUUGUAAUGAAAUUAACCUGUUUGUAACUAUGGUUUGGGUUGAUGUGGCUUGGAGAGUACUUUCCGAUUCUUUUUAACAAGGUCUUGUCUGUGUCUUGAUGCCCCGUUUCCGCACCUGUGACUGUACUGUCUGUGCAUAGCACUUCUCCUCUAUAAAGUGGAGACUCGGACCAGGCUGUUCCAGAAGCCAUUUUUUUCUCGUCAUUGCACAGUUAAAAUAAUGAAGUAAAAUAGAGAUUGAACUUUCCUUUAAAAAUCUAUAGGGCCAGACUUAAUCAAUUAAAUGCCUUAUUCCUAGAACCUGUAUCCUUAGGGCUACAUAUAGAUUUUAAUGUGUUUUAAAGAAAUUAAUUUGUGGAAGAGUUAUUAAAAAGGCAGAUAUAUUUAUGAGAUUAGAGUGAAGCUGUAUUGUGGAGCAAAUUAUAUUUAAAGAGUUUAUUAAACCUUAAAUACCUGUUAAGAGCAAAGAGACUUGAAUCAUCUCUUUUCUGAGGGCAAUAAUGGUAUUGGGCCUGGCCUAGGAUUUAAUUUUGUAAGAUGUAUCAUCAUUUGUGAAAAACGAACAAAAAACAAAUGUAGAGUUGAAUCUUUGUUAUUUUUACUUGGACUGUUGCUGCAACUCUGCAUUGAACAAAUAAAGCAUAUUUAUUUA
Messenger RNA from Pipistrellus kuhlii (Kuhl's pipistrelle), 4532 nucleotides. It is a transcript of the gene INPP4B, whose product is annotated as inositol polyphosphate-4-phosphatase type II B. Lineage: Eukaryota; Metazoa; Chordata; Mammalia; Chiroptera; Vespertilionidae. The transcript has 26 exons. Gene Ontology annotation, molecular function: phosphatidylinositol-3,4-bisphosphate 4-phosphatase activity. Bases 517 to 3333 code for a protein of 938 amino acids. Gene Ontology annotation, cellular component: cytoplasm. The record is from RefSeq and is a predicted model, not a curated record.